This is a messenger RNA of Peniophora sp. CBMAI 1063, 2382 nucleotides long. The record is from the annotation of a GenBank genome assembly. NCBI's taxonomy places the organism in Eukaryota, Fungi, Basidiomycota, Agaricomycetes, Russulales, Peniophoraceae.
AUGCUGCAUAGCACUGCGCUGCGGCGAGUGCCCUCUCGGCUCAUAUCAGGCUCGCGAUCGCUGGCGACGCAUGCUCCUCUGGCCGAGAAGGACUGCACAUCUGUUACGCCGCCAUAUGCUCGAUUGCUCGAAAACUUGGCACAUGUCCGGAGACAGCUGGGCAACCGACCACUCACGCUCGCGGAGAAGAUAUUGUACAGUCAUUUACACGACCCAGAAAAUAUUGGCAGUGGAGGAAUUGUCCGUGGAGAGAGUUAUCUACAGCUCAGCCCGGAGCGGGUAGCAAUGCAGGAUGCUUCAGCUCAAAUGGCACUAUUGCAAUUCAUGAGCGCCGGGCUCCCCCGCACCGCUGUUCCCUCCAGCAUCCACUGCGACCACUUGAUCCAGGCUUCUACUGGCGCGGAGAGUGAUCUUGCGCGUUCUAUCGACAACAACCGUGAAGUCUUUGACUUCUUGGAGAGCGCGGCUAAAAAGUAUGGCAUCGAGUUCUGGAAGCCUGGAUCUGGUAUCAUCCACCAAAUUGUGCUCGAGAAUUACGCAGCACCUGGUAUGCUCAUGCUUGGUACUGACUCGCACACACCGAACGCUGGUGGCCUCGGUUUGCUCGCUAUUGGCGUCGGUGGUGCCGAUGCAGUGGAUGCCAUGACAGGAACACCUUGGGAGCUCAAGGCGCCACAGGUAGUCGGUAUUCACCUUACCGGCAAGAUGAACGACUGGGUCCAGCCGAAGGAUCUCAUCUUACACCUAGCCGGCAAAUUGACUGUCAAGGGAGGUACCGGACGUAUCUUGGAGUACUAUGGACCCGGCGUGCACAACCAAUCAUGUACUGGUCUUGCGACUGUCGCGAACAUGGGUGCCGAAGUUGGUGCGACAACAUCCACAUUCCCUUACACCCCAGGCAUGCGCGCAUACUUGCAUGCGACGGCACGCGGCCCCGUAGCUAUUGCUGCGGACAAGGCUGCAUCCCAAGGGUUCUUGUCCGCAGACGAGGGCGCUGAAUACGACGAACACAUCGAGAUCAACCUCUCGGACUUGGAGCCGACAAUCAACGGGCCCUUCACACCUGAUCUUGCGACGCCGCUCUCGAAGUUCGGCGAGGUAGUCAAGGAGCAAGGAUGGAAGGACGAGAUGGCAGCCGGCCUUAUCGGAUCAUGUACGAACUCUUCGUAUGAGGACAUGACUCGCGUGGCCGAUCUUGCUCGUCAGGCGAAGGCAGCGGGAUUGAAGGCGAAGGUGCCGUUCCUGUGCACUCCAGGCUCUGAGCAGAUCCGCGCGACUAUGGAGCGUGACAACGUCACUUCUGCUCUCGAGGAUGUCGGCGCUGUUGUUCUGGCGAACGCUUGUGGUCCUUGCAUCGGUCAAUGGAAGCGUGACGAGCACAAGGGAGAGGAAAAUGCUAUCAUCACUUCCUUCAACCGCAACUUCAAGUCUCGCAAUGACGGCAACAGCAAGACGAUGAACUUCCUGGCAUCUCCGACUACAGUCACGGCAAUGGCGUUCUCCGGCAAGCUAUCAUUCAACCCGAUGACCGAUUCGAUUCCUCUUCCGAAUGGCGACGUCUUCAAGUUCACGCCUCCCGUUGGCCAGGACCUCCCGUCGUCCGGCUUCACCGCAGGAAACACAUCGUACUACCCGUCACCCAUGCCUGAACCACAACCUGAAACAGAAGUCGUGAUCAAGCCAGACUCGCAACGUCUCGAACUGUUGGAACCCUUCGCAAGUCCCUUCGACAACAACCCACGCGGCCUCGAGCUUCCCGCGCUGAAGGUGCUCAUGCGUGUGCGUGGCAAAUGCACAACGGACCACAUCUCCGCCGCAGGCCCAUGGCUCAAGUACAAAGGCCAUCUGACGAACAUCUCCGAGAACCUCCUCAUCACCGCCGUAAACGACGAGGGUGGCGAUGUGAACGUCGCAUUCGACCACGAUCGCGAGCCGGGACAGUCCGAGACGGACACGAUCCCCGGUGUUGCGAAGCGCUUCAAGGCCCGCGGACAGCCGUGGGCGCUCGUUGUGGAUGAGAACUACGGCGAAGGCAGUGCUCGCGAGCAUGCUGCUCUUCAACCCCGCUUCUAUGGCUGCGCUAUGAUCAUCGCCCGCUCCUUUGCUCGCAUCCACGAGACGAACCUCAAAAAACAGGGUGUAUUGCCGGUUUGGUUCGCCGAUAAGAAUGAUUACUCCCGCAUCGACUCCGGCGAUAUCGUCGAGACGUAUGGGCUCGCGGAUCUGCUCAGUGGUAAGCCGGAUGCGCAGAUCACUGUCAAGGUCAUCAAGCGUUCCGGCGAGACGUUCGAUAUCGCGACGAAGCAUACACUCUCCGCAGACCAGCUUAGGUGGCUGCGCGCCGGCUCGGCGCUCAAUCACAUUCGCUCGCAGCUGGCGUGA